This is a messenger RNA of Aspergillus steynii IBT 23096, 1163 nucleotides long. RefSeq names its product ribulose-phosphate 3-epimerase RPE1. Gene Ontology annotation, biological process: pentose-phosphate shunt; pentose-phosphate shunt, non-oxidative branch; carbohydrate metabolic process. The record is from RefSeq and is a predicted model, not a curated record. Lineage: Eukaryota; Fungi; Ascomycota; Eurotiomycetes; Eurotiales; Aspergillaceae. Gene Ontology annotation, molecular function: D-ribulose-phosphate 3-epimerase activity; metal ion binding. Gene Ontology annotation, cellular component: cytosol. The transcript has 3 exons. The coding region runs from base 230 to 988 and encodes 252 amino acids.
GAUAUCAAUGGCCGCUUAAAUUUGCCUGUCGAUGGAGUAUGCCUAUCCACUCUGGUCUCCAUCCCCUUUGCUCACACAUUCCUUUUUCUGAGUUGUUGGGUACAUAAGUCGUCAUCGCUGCUCUCCUCUCUUCCGCUCCCCUCCCCUUAUCUCCCCACCUCAUCCACUUCCGGCCGUUGCCCAUACAUCCUCCUCCAUUUUAUACUCUCCCCCGACUCUACCAUUCACUAUGACUCCGCCGGCCAUUAUAGCUCCUUCCAUCCUGAGCGCGGACUUCGCGACUCUGGGCAGCGAAUGCUCGACCAAAAUGGAGCAGGGCUCCGAUUGGCUUCAUGUUGACAUCAUGGACGGCCACUUCGUGCCUAACAUCACCUUCGGAGCUCCCGUUGUCACCAAGAUCCGGUCCCACGUCGCCCGCCCGACGGAGCCCAGCGGAAAGGGCACGUUCGACUGCCAUAUGAUGAUCAUGGAGCCGCAUAAAUGGGUCAAGGACUUCAAGGACGCCGGAUGCGAUCUCUACUGCUUCCACUACGAGGCUGCCGUCUCGUCCGUGGCGGCCACCUCCCCCGCCGACUCUACUACGACCCGCCAAACAAGCCCUAAGGAGCUGAUCCGAUACAUCCACGACGAGGGUAUGCAAGCUGGCAUUGCCAUCAAGCCCGACACGCCGGUGGACGUCCUGUGGGAUAUUCUGGAGACCGAGAAUGAGAAGGAGCGUCCGGAUAUGGUCCUCGUCAUGACGGUAUAUCCUGGCUUUGGUGGCCAGAAAUUCAUGGCCUCCGAGCUGCCCAAGGUCCAGGCUCUGCGCGAGCGAUACCCCAACUUGAACAUCGAGGUUGACGGUGGACUGGGACUCGGCACCAUCGACCAAGCUGCCGAUGCCGGCGCCAACGUUAUCGUCGCGGGUUCGGCCGUUUUUGGCGCUCAGGACCCUGGCGACGUCAUCGCGAAGCUUCGCGAGGCCGUCGAUACCCGCCGGAAGGAGUAAAAACAAAGAAAAGAGGAUACAGAUUUUUCAUGUAAUUCGGUUCUUUUGCGAUAUAUUUCAUUUAUAAUGCCUCCUUUUCUUUUGUUUCCCAAAAUCUUUUUGAGCUUGAUGACCAAAAAAGAGAAGGAAAGAAUACGUUAGUAAUUUAAUGCGCUUACGGUUGACGAGUAUUCAU